AUGGGCGAAGGGUGCAAUAACAUUGAAGCUCAUCAGCAGAUCAAAGAAUGCAUUGCAGGGCAAGAUAACAUUGUUAUUGUACCAUAUCCCAACGCACGUGCAGGCAAACCAAUAACUGGAUGUCCUAUUCGCUGUGCAAAUACCACAUAUGGACUUAAUGCUAGCAGCACUGCGAACAUUUAUGCUCCAUUUCCCUCUAGAAUAGACUGGGAUAUCGCUAAAUGGGUAAAGCUACAUGGUCCUAGCUCGACAGCAUUUACCGACUUGCUUGGAAUUGAUGGGUUCAAGCACAAACAAAUUAUUGUCACAGGUGAAGCAUUUGAUGUCUUCUACAGAGACAUCAUUGAAUGCAUCAAAGUGUUGUAUGGCAACCCUGACUUCGCUGAUUUUCUUGUAUUUGUACCAGAGCAUCACUAUGCUGAUGAAGAUCAAACCGUACAGCUGUUUCAUGACAUGCACACUGGACAGUGGUGGUGGGACACACAAAAAGCACUUGAUCAACGACGUCCAGGCGCCACAAUCAUCCCCAUUAUUAUAUCAAGCGACAAAACUCAGGUGAUGAUGUUUAGGAAUAAAAGUGCCUAUCCUCCAUCCCGUCAUGCUCAUAUCCUCUUGGCAUAUUUGCCCACUACCCGCCUUGAACAUAUCACAAACAAAGCUUCGAGAUGCUGCACUAUCGCAAACCUCUACCAUGCAUGUAUGAGUCGCAUACUGGCUCCGCUUAAGACUGCUGGUAUUGAUGGGCUGCAGAUGAGUAGUGGUGAUGGUGUACAACGUCAUUGUCAUCCUUUGUUUGCAUGCUUUUCUGGUGACUAUCCCGAGCAAUUACUUGCUACUGGAGUGAAAACAAUGGAAUGCCUGAAAUGCGACAUUCCUACUGAGGAACUCGGGAGUAACACUGCACCAUUUGACAUAUGCGACCUUCAUGCCGUUUUGGAUGCUCUUGCAAGGUUUGACGAUGGUGACCUGGUAUUCAUGCAGGCAUGUCAUGAAGCCAGAAUCAAACCCAUUGUUUACCCCUUCUGGGAGGACCUCCCUCAUGCAAACAUUUUCCAGGCAAUAACACCUGACAUCUUACAUCAGUUAUAUCAAGAGCAUAGCCAAAUAUGCCAAUUCCUGCUCGGUAUCAUUGUUGACAUCCGACUUCCUGGAAACCUUGCUUCAUCUCGCCUCCUAAAGGCCGUACAUGGUCUUCUCGACUUCCUUUACCUCGCACAGUACCCAUCUCAUAGCUCCGAGACACUAAUUUUACUGGAUGAAGCCCGUACACUCUUUCAUGACAACAAGGACAUAUUUUAUACAGAAUGGCUACAUAUUGAUCUUGCCAAGGAUGCUUACUGUGCAACCAAUCAUAAGGACGAAUUCACACAGAUGACGAAGAUUGUUCACCAUGAGCAGUUCAUAAAAUGGCAUCUUGAUGGGGAUUGUGCUCCUCAUCAUCAUCCACGUCCACCUGACUUAGGCUUUGAUCGCCCUCAGCAAUUAACAAAGCAUCUGAGCAUUAAAGCUGUCCCCAUUCAAAAACUGAUCACCGACUAUGGUGCAACCUACUUUCGACAGGCCCUCGCUUGUUACAUUGCACAACAUCAGAAUCCGAAUGAGGCGAUCAAUCAUCAGCGCCUGGAAAACCUUGCUGCAGGUAUUCAUCUGCCUUUCCACGCUGUUCCUGUAUACCACAAGAUAAAUACUGGUAGUUCUGCUGGGGUCAAAGGCUUCCAUGUUGGUCAAAUUCAUAUUGUUUUUUUAAUUCCAGCAUCGGCAACACAGUUUUUGUUUAAUCUGGAAAACCAACCCCCAAAGCAUCUUGCAUAUGUGGAGUGGUUUACCCCCUUUCCUGCAGCGCUGGAUCCAAGGCACAGCAUGUACAAAAUCAGUCAGUUAAUCAAGUCUGGUCAGAAAGUCGCAAGUAUCAUCCCAGUUUCAAAUAUCACCUGCAGUGUCCAUCUCAUGCCAAAGUUUGGAGCCAUUGCACCCAUCAGGAAAACCUCAUACUCAAAGAUUAAGCGCGCAAUGCACACAACAAUCAUCCAAAAAUCAGCCGCUAUAUAUUCCAACAAAAACAAACAUAAGGUACAUUUUACUGCUCGUGACAUCAAUGGUCAAUUGACGGGACGCCAGUACAGCAUAUGGCUUCGAAAACCGUUCACGGCAGUCAAGGGAGGAGGCGUCAGUGGGGAGAUACCAUGGUUCAGGCAGAGGCAGUGA
This is a messenger RNA of Suillus fuscotomentosus, 2205 nucleotides long. RefSeq lists its product as uncharacterized. The transcript is spliced from 11 exons. NCBI's taxonomy places the organism in Eukaryota, Fungi, Basidiomycota, Agaricomycetes, Boletales, Suillaceae. The coding region runs from base 1 to 2205 and encodes 734 amino acids. The record is from RefSeq and is a predicted model, not a curated record.